GGCAAUCAUUCUGCAAUAAUUCAAAUCUGAUUGGAGGAGCUUCCAACUUCAAUUCCUUCACAAACUGAAGAUUUUCGAAGGAAUUGAAGAGAACCCAAAUCACGAUUUCUUCAAAUUCCACUUCUCCAAUUCUAAAUUAUCAUCAAUGCUUGGCAAGCGAUCUCGACCGUCCGUUAAGCGGGUACCCGACGCAAUAAUCCCCGGCGAUCGGGCCACCUUCCCCGAUACCGUCUUGAGCCCAACAAGGCCACUUGAAUUCAGAAUCCAAUCUCCGAAGGGUUGGAAGAAUCACGAUUCGGGUGCGAUCGGGUUGGGAAUUGUCGUCGCCAUGGAGAAGGCAUCUACCGGCAGCGAUUGCGAAAUUCGGCCGAAAUUCAUCGUGGGUAGCUUGAAUUUGAGCCGUUCAGAUCCGAUCCCGAUUGCUUCAGCGAAAAUCAACGGUGGAUCAAGGGAUUUCAAUGGAAUUCAGUGCUCUGAGAGCUAUACAUGUGUGACAUCUCAUGGACCCGAUAAGGCUACUCGGACCCGAGUCUACUGUGAUGGAGGUGGUGAAUUUUUUGGAAGUGAAUUUGAUGGGAGAUCGAGGAAUGUGGGUGUGUUUUGCGCGUCCCCACCAAGAUUAACGGAUGAAUUUCCACCGUUCCGGACUGCUGAUUUCCUCAAAUCUUGCUACUUGUGUAGGAAAAUGCUACAUGGGAAAGAUAUAUACAUGUAUAGAGGGGAGAAGGCAUUUUGUAGCGUGGAGUGUCGGUACCAACAGAUUGCGAGUGACGAAUAUAAGGAGAAAUGUGGAUCCGAGGCGUCCAAAUCUUCGGACAUUUCACCAUUGCUCUACUCUUGGAGCCGACUCUUCUCUCCGGGCAUUGUUGCAGCUUAGUGCCACUGGAAGCAGAUGGAGAUGAUCUGGAUGAUGAUAAUGGCACGCGGGCAUGGAAAAUGCGCGGCAAUAACAAUAUACAUAUGAGAAUAUAACAUAGGGAAAAUUUUGCAUUUGAGCUCAAAGCUUAAAUUGUAAUAAAAAUUAUAGAACUAAAUCAAAUGAGGUGGAGAUGGAAAUUAUCCUCUCUUUUAAGUGGCAAAA
Magnolia sinica is the source of this 1081-nucleotide messenger RNA. Its product is annotated as FCS-Like Zinc finger 14-like. The coding region runs from base 146 to 877 and encodes 243 amino acids. The record is from RefSeq and is a predicted model, not a curated record. Lineage: Eukaryota; Viridiplantae; Streptophyta; Magnoliopsida; Magnoliales; Magnoliaceae. The transcript has 2 exons.